Dicentrarchus labrax (European seabass) is the source of this 1635-nucleotide messenger RNA. RefSeq names its product 3-hydroxyisobutyrate dehydrogenase b (gene hibadhb). Gene Ontology annotation, cellular component: mitochondrion. Gene Ontology annotation, molecular function: 3-hydroxyisobutyrate dehydrogenase activity; NAD binding; NADP binding. The record is from RefSeq and is a predicted model, not a curated record. Bases 49 to 1038 code for a protein of 329 amino acids. Gene Ontology annotation, biological process: L-valine catabolic process. Lineage: Eukaryota; Metazoa; Chordata; Actinopteri; Moronidae. The transcript has 8 exons.
GUCAUGUACGUACAAAUACGUCACACGUAAGGUCAAGAGGAAAGAAGCAUGGCCGCUGUGUUGAGAGGGUCUCGGUACCUAGUUGGAGGGUGUUGCAAGCAUGUUGACUUUGCGUUUGUCUCCACAAGGUCUAUGGCCUCGAAGACACCGGUGGGGUUUAUUGGUCUGGGCAAUAUGGGAAACCCGAUGGCAAAGAACCUGCUGAAGCACGGAUAUCCGGUCAUUGCUACCGAUGUGUUCCCGGAGUCCUGCAAAGAAGUGCAAGAGCUGGGUGCUCAGAUUGUGGAUAAUCCUGCCGAGGUAGCAGACAAGGCGGACCGCAUUAUCACCAUGCUCCCCUCUAGUCCCAAUGUCAUAGAAGUGUACACCGGACCCAAUGGCAUUCUGAAAAAGGUGAAAAAAGGCUCCCUGCUCAUUGACUCCAGCACCAUCGACCCAGCUGUUUCAAAAGAGAUGGCCGCUGCCGCUGAGAAGAUGGGGGCGGUUUUAAUGGAUGCACCUGUAUCAGGAGGGGUGGGAGCUGCCAGUUCGGGUAAACUGACUUUUAUGGUUGGAGGAGCAGAGGAGGAAUUUACUGCAGUCUCAGAACUUCUGAGCUGCAUGGGAGCCAAUGUGGUGUACUGUGGUCAGGUUGGAACUGGACAGGCGGCUAAAAUCUGUAAUAACAUGCUUCUAGCCAUUGGAAUGAUCGGGACUUCAGAAACAAUGAACUUGGGAAUCCGACUUGGUCUUGAUCCUAAAUUGUUGGCCAAAAUCCUGAACAUGAGUUCAGGUCGGUGCUGGUCCAGUGACACCUACAACCCUGUGCCUGGAGUCAUGGAGGGAGUUCCUUCUGGGAAUAACUACCAGGGAGGCUUUGGUACCCAGCUGAUGGCUAAGGAUCUAGGACUCGCACAAAACACAGCCACUAACACAAAGACUCCUGUCCCCCUCGGCUCCUUAGCCCAUCAGAUGUACCGUAUGAUGUGCGCACGCGGUUAUGCCAAUAAAGAUUUCUCCUCCGUAUUCCAGUUCCUGCGUGAGGAGGAGGGCCAGUAAUGUCAGCCUCCACCCCGUCCACAACAUUGCCAGGCCUGGCCCUGCACAGGACUAACAUAGUGUAGUUAGGGUGCAUUUUGCCCUGAGGACUUUUUUCUUUCUCCAAAGUUGUGAAAGACAUGAAGCCAACAGAGCUCCAACACAGCGUGACAGAUCAUGUGUGCACUUAUAUCCUAUUGGAAAUCAUGUUUCUUGUGUGAUCUAGCCUUUUUAAAACACUCCUUUCAGUUUUAGAAGCAAGUAAAUUGUCAGAUAUAUGGAGGAUCCAAGAUGUCAGUAGACUGCCCAGCAGUGGCAGCCGUGCAGAUCCCAGAAUUUCAAAGAGUUCUGUGGGCAUCUGUGGUGUUAAGAAGACGACUCAUUAACUCUGUCGAGGCUAAACGGCUGCAAACACGGUUUAGUCUCCACAUAUUUAUCCACAUAUUGUUUGUGAUUUAUUUCUUUAUGUUGCUGUUUUGUUUUUUUCUUCUGUUCAUGGAGGGUUAUUUCUCUGACAUUGGAAGUGUUACUUUGGGAUAAGAAUGUCUGAUCAUAUCCUGUUAGGAAAUAAAAAUAAAUUUUGAUGUCAAUUGAUGUGACAAUUUACCAUAUUCCUUU